AACUUACUGGAAACGCAGAAUUGAUUAACAAUCAAACUAUUUAUGACAUAAUUUUUCCUUUCGUCUUUCAGUAACAUGACAGUUAGAUCAUUUCCUGAUUUAAUAACAAAACAUUUGGUAACUUUCAGACAUGCAGGAUGUUGAAUUAUAUUCCCAAUUUUGGGCCUCCCUAAAUUUCAUCAUCGACAUAAGGUAUAGUCAGAGUUGUGAAACGAGUUUAAAUAGAUAUUCUUGCUGAGCACUGUCGCUGCUGCACUGGGACGUCAAGGCAGACCGAUGGCUUCUACUGAAGAAACAGGCAAUUCAUCAUUCAUAGCCCCAAUGAAUAGAACAUGUUUGCUGGAUGAACAGUUCCUCACAAGAAUGAUGCCUCCGACCAUUACAAUCUUCUUCAUUUUAGCUACAAGCUUCAACAGUCUGGCCCUAUGGAUAUUUUGCUCGCACAUAAAGAAAAAGACCUCAAUUGACAUUUUGAUGUUGAAUCUGUGCAUAAGUGACUUGCUUUUCACACUCACCUAUCCUCUGGUAAUAAUUUACCACAGCAACAACAAUUAUUGGAUAUUUGGAAACUUUGUGUGCAAACUCCAAACAUUCCUCAUGUAUUGCUCCGGGGUGGCAGGUAUCUUCUUCCUGACAUGCAUCAGCAAUUAUCGAUGUUACGUGAUCAUCAAGCCUAUCCAGUCCAAAAGCCGGAUUACAAAGAAAUGUACCAUUGUCAUUUGUGUGUUGAUCUGGCUGUUAGCUGGUAUCUUUGCAUUUCAGUCUUUUUUUACAAUCAAUGUUUUUGAAUUGAAUGGAAAACUACAUUGUAUGAGCUACAAUCAUCCAAUUACAGAGGAAGUUUUACUCACUUCCAAUAUUAUUUUGUUUAUUCUGACCUUUGGAAUUCCAUUUACAUCCUUGCUGGUGUCAACUUUACUUAUUCAAAGGAAAUUGGCCAACUUGACAUUAACUGCUCAUUCAGAAAAUUGCCGACAUGCUGUCAGGUUGAUGAUGGUGAUAUUGUGCAUCUUUGUAAUAUGCUUUCUUCCUAUAAAUGUAACACGUUUAAUUGUGUCCAUUAUGCGUGUCAAGAGCUGCAAAAAUUACCAACAAAUCGGAGUGGUUUACUACUGUUGCGUUCUUGCCCUUUAUGCCAAUAGCUUUCUGGAUCCUUUUGUGUAUUUUUACGCUGGCACCAAAUAUCGUUCAAAGCUCAUUAAUGCCAUCAAAGGUGUGGCCUUUUGUAACAAGCUGCCAGCAGCACCCAAUCCAACAGUGAAUCAAAAGUGUGACCUUUAAUCCAAAGAUUUAGAAAAUGCUGUUAUUAGACCAAUGUUAACUCAAAUUAAUGCAUUUUGUACAAUAAUAUCAAAUGUCAAACUUUAGGCUAGCUAGAUGACCUGUCCAAUGAUCCAGGCUCACCAUUACUAAUGCCAUGGAUCAGGCAGAGGAAUGGACAGCAUCAUUCUUUAAUUAAUGUCAAAAACAGAAUAAUGGGCCAUUCUUUCACUAAUUUAAUGCCGACAAAUGCUUGCUGUUGUUUUUAGCUAAGUUCAAAACUGAAUGACUGUGUUAUGCUUCCCUAAAUAUGUCUCUGAAAUAAGUAUUUA
Messenger RNA from Amblyraja radiata (thorny skate), 1592 nucleotides. Its product is annotated as P2Y purinoceptor 4-like. The record is from RefSeq and is a predicted model, not a curated record. Bases 277 to 1281 code for a protein of 334 amino acids. Gene Ontology annotation, biological process: G protein-coupled receptor signaling pathway. Gene Ontology annotation, molecular function: G protein-coupled receptor activity. The transcript has 2 exons. Lineage: Eukaryota; Metazoa; Chordata; Chondrichthyes; Rajiformes; Rajidae. Gene Ontology annotation, cellular component: plasma membrane.